AUGCCGACUGCCGAGCCUCGUUCGCUUUGGCCGGAAGGAGUGGUGCCGCUCGUUGGCGCUGACGCAGAGGAAGAUCGAGUCGAGCUGGAGGCAUGGUGCCGUCGUUUUUUCGAAGAGUGUGAAGCCAGCGCAGCUGGCUCUGAUCAUGGAGCGUCGGAUGCAGAGUCGCUGUUGACCAACGCGCCGUCGACAACCAAGACUUCAAAGCCCACCCAGUGUCGAUGUCGGAAAUGGAAGGCAGCAGCUGCUGUAGCAAUGCUGCUCAUGGUCGCCCUUUUGGUGGCUUGGAUGUUUUGGAGACGAGAAGGCUCGUCGAAGCGGCUUGCGGAGGCAGGCGACCAGGGCGAUACGGCAUUGCAGAUGCAGAACUUGUUUGAUGCUCGCCAGUGGUUCUUUCCAGUCCGGCAACAUGACUCGACCACGGCGACUACAACUUCGUCGCGCCAGCUCCACCAAACGUCCUCUAAAUCAUUUGCGAAGAGCCUCUCAAGCGACACAGCAACCACAAGCACUACUUUGACAAGCAGCCCUACCACCACAACCACCACAACCACCACAACCACCACAACCAUCACAACCACCACAACCACCACAACCACAGUCAAUCCCUGCACUACACCGAAAACUCGUCUUUUUCCGUCAUUGCGGCCAGUGGACUCUUAUGUCAACCAUUAUGACCCGCAUAAUCACUUGAGGAUUGUUGCUGACCCGCUUAGAAGCAACAACUACUUCAUCAUCCUGGGCGACUGGGGAAAGGCUUUAGAUGCCGGGGGGCCUGGCGGCUGCCAGCUCAAGGUGGCAGCUUUGUUGAAGCGGUACGUCAGAAGACAAAGUGAGGCUGGAAAGAAGCUUCUCUUCAUUGCUUCAGUCGGUGACAAUUUCUAUUGGACUGGUGUCACGCCCAAGGCAUGUAGGGCGAAUCGGAUGCCGCCCUAUGGAGUUAACGACCACAUGUCACCCUUGUUUCAGGUGCCCUGGCUUGCGGUCUAUGGCAACCACGACUUUGGUAGCCAUGACCCCUUCGCUUUCUGCCCGCAUGUACAGCCAAACCAUGUCAUGGGCUUCCAGGCUUACUCAAGCAAUCAGCUGAACAAGGAUCGGAACCCGCUCCGUCCGGAAUGGACCAGGCAAUUCUGGCUUCCUGACUACAAUUAUCACUACGAGAUCCCAGAUGCCGACCUGGAGGUCAUUGCGAUCGACACCAACGGCGCUGUUGAUGGCAGUGGCCACCUGCUCAUGGAUGGCAUGAUCGGUGGGGAUGUGAAGGGCCGGAAAUGUGCAGACGAUCUUUGUGGAGGCCGCAGUGUUUCGCAGCAAUUCUUGCGCAAAGUCGCAGAGGCAGGCCUGAACCUCGUGAGAGAACGGGCCAUUAAAAACACUGCUGGCACGGUUCUGCUCAUCCAGCAUUACCCGGGCCUCUGUCCUCGCGCGAUCUUUGAACUCGCGCUGCCGCCGUCUCGAAGGGGAAAGGCAACUGCUGCCAGUGGUUCAUUCGAGCAUGUGUGCAAGCACGAGCUGAGCAUGAGGGUGCUUGUCAGCCACUUGGCCAUGCCAGCUGCUCAGACAAGUUGGCCACAAACUAUACAGAACCAAGACGUUGGUCUGGGCCAGAACAGCACGCCACGAAGAUCAUCGAAGAUCUAUGUAUCAUUUGUUGCCUGGAAUUUUGCAAAUGUUAUCGAAAGGCCGCUUAGUAACGACUUCCGCGCAAUGGCGAUGUCCCUUACCAUAGACCUGGAGACACUUCCAGUGCUGAUUGUUCCGGGUAAGCACCGAAUGCUUCUGAAGGACGUCAAGUCCUUCCAGGUUUGCUCAUCCAUUCCUGACAAGUCCGACCUGCAAUGCAGGGCAAAUCUGCGCUGCAAGGACUUGCAGAAUGUCAGGUAUCUUAAUGAUGCCCCCGACAAGAAGUCUUGGAAACCGCCUUUGAGCGCCUGCCGGCUUGGCUACAAUGAGAAGGGCGUUUUCUUGCAUGAGGACCAUGCCAAGCGCUACUUUGGUUUACUCGAAAGUGCCGCGCGGCAUCUAGUGCCCGCAGUCGAAACACAGGAAGCUAUACCCAGGUAUUAUCGAAGUGAGAACUGCCCUGAAAUGAUGGACUCCCUGGCAGUGAAAGUGCAAACGAUAUCUGACGAUAUGAGGCAGCAGGUGAUCCAAUCCACUUUCCGUGCUGCCGACACCAACGGCAACGGCACUCUGAGCAGGCACGAGAUCGGCUCGCUCAUGCGGCGGCUUGCCGGGGACUUGACUCGCUGUUUCAUCGCAGUUACGGUGACAGCGCAGGAGAUAGAUGACUUGAUGAAGGAGGCCGACGUGAACAGAGAUGACCAGAUAGACUACCAAGAAUUUGCUACGUGGCUGCUGAUAACCAGACGCGGCUUGAUCAGCGACAAGGUCAAAGUGGAAUUAGGCACUGCUGCGGACGUCGUUAGGGCAUCCUUUCGAGUCUGGGAUCACAACGGCAAUGGCUUGAUCUCCAAGGCAGAAGUGAGGAAGCUGCUUCUUCAUGCCUGCAAGCUGUCUCCAAAGGAUGUUGAGAUUCUGGCAGAUGUCAUGGACACUGAUGAUGAUGGUCACGGCCUGAUCGGUUCUGCGGUGAUGAUUCUGUCUUUCCUCACUGGUUGA
Messenger RNA from Symbiodinium pilosum, 2625 nucleotides. Lineage: Eukaryota; Dinophyceae; Suessiales; Symbiodiniaceae. The record is from the annotation of a GenBank genome assembly.